AUGCUUUCACCACCACCCACAACACCCUCUUCACUCGCACCAGCACUCUACCUGAUGCUCCUCGUCAAUAACACCACUUACAAAGAGACGCUGGGUGACCUUCACCAGCGCCUCCCCGCCACCACCACCACCAUUUCCAGCUUCCUCCCCGCUCCCUCUCAGACUGCACACCGUCCCCUUCUCAUCACCUCGUCUCAAGUACUGCUCGUGACUGCUGCCUACAGCAUGCCACGCCGUUACGAGGACCCGGACGGGGAUUCGAUGGAUGAGAGGAGCCCGUCGCCGUCGGCGCCCGCCUGGGAAGUCAGCUUCGGCGACGACCCUGCCAUCCGUCGUGAAACGGCCCACAAGCAGGGAAUUGCCAGCGCACUUGAGCGUCUGCGCAAGAAGACGGCUGCUCGUGCUGCCACCGCCUCGACUGCCGCCUCCACUACGGCGUCAGUUCAUGCUCCCGCUCCCCCAACCAUUGCCAACAAGGACCAACAGAGCGAGAAUGAUGACGACGACGACGACGUGUUCUAUGACUCGUCCGAGAACUCGGCCAUCGCCGCCCGCCCUACGCCCAAGUUUGUGAGGCGCAAGCAGCGUCCCUCGGAGAAGCGCCGCUUUGUCCACUCUUCGUCCGAGUCGGACAGUGAGCAGCCCGAGGCCGUCAAGCAGAACGCCGUGCGCGCCUUGGCCAAGUCGGCCGCCCGCUCCGCCAAGUCCAGCAGGCCUGCCGCGAAGCGUUCGAGGCUGUCGUCGGUGCCCGGUACGCAAGGUGCCACAGCCAGCUCCGCCAUUGCUGUCGACGACGACGACGAGGAGUUUCACGACUCUGUGGAGGAGCUCGCGCAAGAGACCGACACCGACGAGCAUGUCGCCGACGCGUCCUCCAUCCCCUCCUUAAGCUCUCAGCGCCGCGCAGCUCGUAACCGCCAGUCGCGUGCUGUGAUUGAGUCGCUUCCUCAGCGAGCUCGCGAGCAGGCGGCCCGGACCGCUGAUGUCGCCGACGCCGACCUGCCGCCCAUCUCUGACGGCGACCGUGAUAACUCUGUCAAGGAUUUUGUCAGCGCCGCACUUGAGAACGGAGGAGUCGUCGACGACCACGCCAAGACCGAUAUCGCUGCCUGGGCGGGUGCCACCGUGACACCAUCCCCCAAGACCUUUAUCCCUUGGACCUCGACUGCCUCACCUCCGUCGCCCGCUCGUUCCAAUGCCCCACGCUCUGCUCUCGGCCCUUCUCCUGAUUCUGCUACUUCUGGUUCCACCUCUCACUCGUCUCAGCCUCUUAACCCUCGCCCCGUCUCCACCGCUUCUUCUCCUGGCUCAGCCGCGCACUCGCCUGCGCCUCCUCAGCCUCGCCUCGUCUCCCCCGCUCGGCCACCCAACAAUGACCAGUCCUCACGCACCUUCGCGUCGGGCUCCGUCCGCGUCGAGACCCCUUCUGGCGGUGAGAUGCACCACAAGGUGGUGUGGACCAAUGGUCGCCAGACCUUGUGCCAGAAGUUCCUCACCGCCGAGGUCGCUGUCGAGUGGGCCGAGACGCUCGAGGACAGCAUCCAGUCCUUGGGCGCUUCCGAUGUCUCAGACGUCUGGAACACCUUCCGCGCCUGUGUCGAGCACGACCUGCUCGAGUCGGCCAAGAAGGAGUUCGCCAAGGAGAAGGAAGAGAGGGCAUUCUGGCUGUUUCUUGAGGAGAGCGCUCUGGCCGCCGCCAAGUGCAACGGCACCUGCGCCGCUCACUACUGCGUCGGCGAGAAGCACGCGCUGUACUCGGCGACCAAGGCGACCAACGAGGACCCCUUCGGCGACCGUGCGGUCAAGUGCACGGACAUGACCAGUCGUCUUCUCUGCGUAACCUGCGACGUCAGUCGCUGGAUUGCGCUGGAGGUGCAGAACGACCGUUGGGAGGAGUCGAUGAAAGGGAUCAUGAAGCGUGACGAGGCGCGCAGGUUGGCGUUUGGCAGCAAGACGCCGACUUUGACCGAGAGCCAGGCAGGCCGCCUGAGUCCCACUUCCGGCAUGAACGUUCUGCCCAAGCAAUCGCCCCUCGCCGAGGACGACCUCUUCUCUCGGAUCUCCAACUUCCUCGACGGCGACGCUCCGCCUCUCGCCCCACCGACUCGUGGGGCGGCUUGA
Messenger RNA from Apiotrichum porosum, 2121 nucleotides. RefSeq lists its product as uncharacterized. The record is from RefSeq and is a predicted model, not a curated record. The transcript has 3 exons. The coding region runs from base 1 to 2121 and encodes 706 amino acids. NCBI's taxonomy places the organism in Eukaryota, Fungi, Basidiomycota, Tremellomycetes, Trichosporonales, Trichosporonaceae.